AUGACCAUCAAGCACAAUCAACAACUUCCUAAUAACCAUUUCCGAAAGCAUUGGCAGGAACGUGUCAGAGUUCACUUCGACCAGCCUGGACGCAAACUUCGUCGACGACAGGCCCGCCUGUCCAAAGCUGCCGCCGUUGCUCCGCGCCCAGUUGACAAGUUAAGACCAAUCGUUCGAUGCCCAACCGUCAAAUAUAACCGUCGAGUUCGCCCAGGCCGCGGGUUCACCCUUGAAGAGCUCAAGGCUGCCGCUAUCCCACGAAAACUUGCUUUGACUAUUGGUAUUCCCGUCGAUCACCGACGUCAAAAUCGCUCGGAGGAAGGACUUGCUGUCAAUGUCGAGAGGCUCAAGGGAUACAAGGAUAAGCUUAUCCUUUUCCCACGACACAUUGGGCGACCGAAGAAGGGCGAUGCAACUAAGGAGGAUGUAGCUGCAGCUCGUAGCGCGAAGGUGCAAGCAACUUCGGCAUUAUUCCCAAUCACUGGGGUCGACAAAGCUAUUAAGGAACGUAGCAUUACUUCAGAGGAGAAGGACACGAGCGCUUACAGGAAACUCAGACUGGCCAGGAGUGAUGCCAAGUACGUCGGUGCCCGAGAAAAGCGUGCCAAGGCAAAGGCGGAGGCGGAGGCUGCCAGCAAGAAAUAA
Molecule: messenger RNA, 645 nt
Organism: Orbilia oligospora ATCC 24927
Lineage: Eukaryota; Fungi; Ascomycota; Orbiliomycetes; Orbiliales; Orbiliaceae
Exons: 4
Coding region: 1-645 (214 amino acids)
Biological process (GO): translation
Cellular component (GO): cytosolic large ribosomal subunit; ribosome
Molecular function (GO): RNA binding; structural constituent of ribosome
Source: RefSeq, a predicted model, not a curated record